GAGAGAGAGAGAGAAAGAGAGAGAGAGGGAGAGAGAGAAAGAGAGAGAGGCAGCUGACCUUCAGUCAGAAAAGCAAGGCAGCAGAGACCUAAUAGGCAGCCUGCUUAACGAAGGAGAGCAAAGUUUGGUAGAACAAGGAAGAAGGGAGAGUAAGAAAGAAGUUCUAAGGAGGACUGUGUAGUACCAACAACAGAACGAUGAAGGCUGAGCUAGGAUACUGCUCUCUUCUUCUUCUUCUCCUUACCGUAGAUGUUUGGGGACAGCAGUCUAGACCCCGACCUCGACCAAAACCUCCCACCACUAAGAAGCCUCCCAAGAAAGAACUAGAACCCAAGGAGCCCACUGACUUUCCUCCUGUUAUCUUUGGUCCACCUUCUUCAUUCGAAGACUGCCCAAGGGAAUGCCUGUGCCACCCUUCCUACCCAAAUGCCUUGUACUGUGAGAACCGCAACCUCCGCAAGGUCCCGGUCAUCCCACCUCGCACUCACUAUCUCUAUCUACAGAACAACUACAUUGAUUCAGUGACUGCAGCCUCCUUUAACAAUGCAACAGAGCUCAAGUGGAUAAACCUAGGAAAUAACCGCAUUCGGUCUAUAGAGAAACAGGUGUUUGAGAAGCUUCCAAACCUCCUGCAUUUAUAUGCACAGAUGAACCUUUUAAAGGAAGUCCCAAGCAAUCUGCCUGCUGGUUUGGAGCAACUCCGUCUCGGUCGUAAUCAGAUCUCAAAGAUCGCCCCUGGUGCUUUCAACAAGAUGGAACACCUUGCUCUCCUGGACUUACACCAUAACAGGAUCAGCGACAGCAACCUGGCCAAGAAUCUCUUUAAAGAUCUUAAGAAUCUGAUACAGCUUAAUCUGGCUCACAAUAUCUUAAGGAAGAUGCCUGCAAAUAUACCCAACAGCAUUGCCCAGUUGUUCUUAGACAGGAACAACAUUGAAGAAAUUCCCCAGAACUAUUUUAAGGACUUCACAAGCCUAGCUUUUGUUAGACUUAACUACAACCAUUUGACUGACAAGGGCCUCCCAAAAAAGGUAUUCAAUAUUAGCACACUGCUGGAUUUGCACUUGUCACACAACAACCUGUCUACCGUCCCGCAGUUCAACGCGCACCUAGAGCAUCUACACCUUAACAACAAUAAUAUUGAGAGUAUCAAUGGAACAGAGAUCUGUCCCUUUACACCUAGCGAGGAUGUACAUGAUCCAGACAGCGUGCCCAAGCUGAGGUACCUGCGGCUGGACGGUAACCACUUGACCCCGCCCAUCCCAAUGGACGUCAUCAUGUGCUUUAGACAUCUCCACUCGUUAAUGAUAUAGAGGAUGUCUGCAAUCUUCUCGAAUGCACAGUGCUCCUGUCCACUUGACAGUACUGAUUGAAUUAACAGUACUAUGGCAAACACUAUGAAACAGCAAUAUACAGUUGCUUGGUAGCUUGAGGAAUGUUUGUCUGAGCUUCUGAAAGCAUAUUUAUUAAACUUCAUUUAGGAACAACUGCUUUGAGCAUGACUGCAUUAAAGAUACACAUUUGAUUUUAUGUCCUUGUGAUGCAACAGUAUUAACUAUAAUUAAAUAUCAAGGAAAUGAUGGUGCAUUAACUGAAGUGUAGUGUUAUAAGUAAUGUAUUGAAAAAGCAAAAUUGCAGUCAAAAAGGCUGCUUAUACACUCACAGGCCACUUAGGGACACCUGUACAUCUGCUUACUCAUGCAGUUAUCCACAACAAGCACAAGAUACAAAUCAAGCUUCUGUUAAUGUUCAUCAAAGAGAAUCACAACCAGAAUAGGGAAAAUGUGAUCAUAGAGACUUUUACUGCGGCAAGUUUAGUCGGUUUGAGAAUUCCAGUAAAUCCUAAACUCCUGGAAAUCUCAUAUCUCUAAAGUUUGUACAGAACGAUAUAAAAAAUUUCCAUUGAGGGACAGUUCUGUGGGUAGAACUGCAUUUAUAAAGUCGAAGGAGAUCAGAGACAUCAGAGAAGUAUGGUUAGAGCCCGACCCAAAUAAACAACUGUGCUGCGCAGAAAAGCAUCUCAGUCUACACAGUUAGAACUUUGAGAUGGCUACACAAGCAGAAGACCAAAACAGAUUCCAUUCCCGUGAGCCAAAAACAUGAAAGCGAGGCUACAAACUCAAGUUUUUUUUCUGUUCCUUCGAGUGACAGGAGUGAAACCAGACUGCUGUUCUGUAGCCCAAAUACAUUUAAUUUAUUCUGAGGUGCUUUUUCGUUCACCAUGGUUAUAAACAUCGUUUAUGACAGUUACUGUCUGCUCAAACCAGCCUGAGUCAUUCUCCCGAUGAUUAGCUGACUAGACGAUUACAUAAAUCAUCAGGGGUCCAGGUGUUCCUAUUACACUUGCCAAUGAGUGUAUGAGGACUAAUAAAAGGAAAAUAGUCACUUUAAAAGAACUGGGAACAACGUGACUACCAUGUAGCUUAAACUGUCCUUAAUGUGCCUGUGUUUUUAAGAUAAUAAUAAUAAUAAUAAUAAUAAUAAUAAUAAAUAAUUCCUUUUUGUCACUUGCCUUUUUGUAUCUUUUGAGCAUAAAUAAAACCUGCGCUUAACUAUGGGUUUCUCACUUAACAUCUUCAUUCAUGUGUGUUGAUAAAAGGAAUGGCAGGUCCUGAAUAUGUAAAAGGUGUAAAAAAGGACAUUAGGAUGCAAAAGGAAGCCCAAGCGAUAUCACAUGCACAUAACCUGUUAACUAGUCUGGACUUUUUACCGGUUUAUUUUGAAUCAUGAGGAACAUAAAAUUACCAACCUGUGAAUGAGUUUAUGGUUCAAAUGUAUGUCAUUCUAAAUACAUUAGUGAAUGAUUAC
This is a messenger RNA of Tachysurus vachellii, 2808 nucleotides long. It is a transcript of the gene prelp, whose product is annotated as proline/arginine-rich end leucine-rich repeat protein. Bases 198 to 1313 code for a protein of 371 amino acids. NCBI's taxonomy places the organism in Eukaryota, Metazoa, Chordata, Actinopteri, Siluriformes, Bagridae. The record is from RefSeq and is a predicted model, not a curated record. Gene Ontology annotation, molecular function: protein binding. The transcript has 3 exons.